AUGAAUCCAUUGAGUAUGCAACCUAAGCCAAAAUUCGAGCUAUAUUUGAAAAUAUACGAUCUCAACAACGUUCCACUUGUCACUGGGGCUGCUUUUGUAAAGUGGCACCUCCCUUCUUCAACUGCUGCCGAACACCGUGGUCGUACGGAAAAAGCUGUCAUUAAGGAGCAUAAAGUAGUAUGGAAGUACACCCGUUUAAUUCCUCUCCGUCUCGUUAUUAACAAGAACAACGAACUUCAAGAAUGCCUGAUCAACUUAGAAGUGGUGCAGGACUGUUCAAUAGCUGGAAGGAUAGACAAAAUAAUUCUCGGGAAGAUUGACCUAAAUCUCGCGGAAUAUGUAGACGAAGGUGAUACGGAUGGCGAGCAAAGCGUUGUGAGGAGAUACUUGAUGCAAGAUAGUAAGAUCAACAGUACACUGAGAAUUGGUGUAGGAAUGAGACAAGUGGAUGGGGAUAGAGAGUUUAUUGCACCACCGCUAAAGACGGCAAUGGUAUUCGGGAAAAUAACGGGAAUUGUUGCAGGGGAGCAAGAUGGAAAGGACGAAGUUGGAAAUCUACCAUCUAUCAGUACAUCACGAGAUCAGGGUGAAGCCCAAGAUAUGUAUCGACAGAUAUUGGCAGCAUCAUGGAUUUCUCAUGAAGGAGAGUUGAUGGCAGAUCAAUGCAUUGAAGAUAUCUUUGAUGGAGGCGAUGGCUGGAAGCCCGAAAAAAAUACAAAAUCGAGAGCAUGGCGUGAAGAAUGCCACACGAACAGUCAGAAUUUGCCAAAGUUUCAUCAUGCAAGGUCGCGAUCAAGCACAAGUGCUAAGCUACAGGAGAUAGCAGCCAUGGGAGCUGACCCAUUUUGUUCAAUUCAUGAAUACGGAAGCCACGAAUCAUUAAGAGCUGGAGGUGUAGAUCAUAUGAUAGAGAGGUCCUUAAGUACAAGUCAUCGUCCAAAAGUAGUUCAUGAGGUCGAUGAAUUCAGCUUGACUGAUGAUCUUAUUGCUUGGAGAGUGAGGGACAGCGUAUCUAGUGAAAAAGCCUGA
Blumeria graminis f. sp. triticale is the source of this 1029-nucleotide messenger RNA. The record is from the annotation of a GenBank genome assembly. Lineage: Eukaryota; Fungi; Ascomycota; Leotiomycetes; Helotiales; Erysiphaceae.